AUGAACAAUAUAAAGGUGUAUGGAUGCAAAAAUGUGACGAAUGUGUUUGCAAAAAAUAAAGAAAUUAAUGAAUAUAUAAACGUUUUACAAUACGUGGAUGGCUCAAAUGAAGGAGCUAGCCAUUUUCAUGUUUUCAUUUUUGACUCCUUUGAAAAUGUCGACAGGGGAGGAGUACCCAAUCAUGAGAACGUUCCUCCCGGUGGAGCAGCAUAUACUCCCUUUGUGAAUACCCAAUAUUGGGUAGGGGAGGAAGAUAUCAAUAUCCCUGAAGGAAGUAUAUUUGGACAUAAAAAUGUCGGAGAUCAGAAAAGUACGCACACUUCCCAAGUAGGUCAAGAACAAACGAGGUGUGGCGAGAUGUUCAUUUAUUACAAUGUCGUAUUUGACCCCGCAUGGAUAAGAAGCGCGUUAGGGGUGGACAUAUAUGAGCGAGCACUGUGUGGGAACACUGUAGACAUGUCGAAGGAAAAGCUAAUACUAUGUAGACGCUGUCGUACGGAAGAUGAUAAAGAAGAGGUUGAAGUGGCCAUGAUGAAUGCGUCCUUUUAUAACGAUCAUGGAAAAAACUCUAAGUUGAAUCAAAUUUUGGAAACUUUGGGUAUAGAAAGUUUCAGCUCCUUUUCAGGGACUCUCCUAAAAUUUCCCUUAACCUUUCAAUCAUGUAUGAACCAAUUUUGUGAGGAGUUAAUAAAAAUCACAACCGAAUUUAUGCUCUUGUCUCGGAAGGUAGAAACGUUUGCAGUUCAGAUGAAUGGUAUUUCUGUGUGCACCUGGGAGAGGAACCAUAACAGUAUUCCCAUUUCCCAUUUGGAAGGUGAAACACACUUAGUGAAUAGUAUCCCCUACGUUACCGUGCGCCAUAAGCACAAAGACCAAAUUACCCAGUAUGUUCUCCAUGCGAAUGCGGUAAAAAGUAGCAACCAAGAGGAAGAAAUAUACUUUAUACAUGUAAGUAGACAAACGCGAGAAGGGUUACAAAAGUGUAGCGACAUUGAUGCGUUCCAAAGGGGGGGAAAUAUUAAUUGGCCGAGCUACAUACAAACCGUUCCAGGUGUCGUUCCCAUGUUCAUAAAAUCGAAGAGUAAAAGGAAAAUACACAUGGCAGAUAUCACAAAGGGGUGGGGAGCUAAUUCCAUUUGUGACCUUUACAUGGAAUUUUUGCUACUCCUCCGUGAGCUAAACCUAUCCUGCAGUGCAUAUGAUUUUGCCUUUCAUUUUCCAGACACUUUAGAGGCCAACAUAUUUUGCGGUCUGUAUAGACAACUAUUUGACGAAGAGAAAAAAUUAAAACUUUUUUUUAAUGGGCAUCAAUGGAUAGGAUUCUCUGAAUGUGUAUUCGUUCCUUAUGACUUGAAAAAUAUUUUUGAAAAUUGCAUUUCCGACAUUGUAAAAUAUUCCGGUGUGAAGAAUUUACUGUUUUUUGACCAGCGAGUGAAGCAUGCUUUGUUCCAUUAUUUGAAUACCCUAUGUGAGGAAAAAAAAAAUAUAUUGGCUGCAAGAAUUUGUAAGCGAAAUUUACUGUAUAUAGAAAAUGUCCCUGAUAAAUUCAGGCGAGCAGAUAAACACAACAUAGAUGAUGAGGUGGUGAGGAAAACUUAUCAAAAUAGGACAAAUACAUUUUUGUGUGAAGUGGUCAUAAACAAUGCUAUCUAUGUGCAGUUCCAGAAUUGGGUUCCCAUUUUGUCGUACCUGCUGGAAAUGGGGGAACACUCCGUGUUAGCAUGUCUGAAGAACUCACCCUGUUUUCCAAAUGAAGAAAAAGAGUGUAAGAGGAUAUGCGAAUUGGUGUAUCCCCUCGACAGCAAAGAUUUCUACGGCAUAGACAAUCACGAUUAUAGUGAAAAUGCCGUAGCAGGUAAGGUUAAAGAAGGCACAAAUGGUGAAAGUUGUAGUAAUAUGGAGGGGGGAAAUACAUCUAAUGGAGAAAAGCACAUGAAGUACGACACACAUCAGAAACAAAAUAAAAAUUGCAUUGGGAGGGAAAAUCUGUUAAACUUGUAUUUGGUGAAGCAGGUUAAGGAGGAGGGGAUCCAAAAGAUGAAAUUUUUGGGUCUGACCAUCCUCAAAGAGCAGUACAAACUGAAUGACAACAUAAACGAUAUUUUCCUCGAUUUGGACAAACUAUAUAGUAGCAUAAAUUUGUUCGAUACUAAAUUAAAAGUCCUUAACAAAAUAAUCUUCCAGUUGGAAAAAAAUAUACACCAUUUGGAAGACCCCUUAGUGCUGCAAAAAUGUAGGGAGCGUUUUUUCCUGCCAUUGUACCGGAGCAAACACGUUAGUUAUGCCUUCCCGCCAACAGGGGAUGCUUGGGUAGAAGGCGGUAGUGCGCUAAGUAAAAAGGCCGUCAUUAGAGUGUCACCCAAUGGGGAUAAUCAAAAAAGGGGGGUCGCCAAAACGGAGAUCUCCUCUACCAAUGACAAUAAUACCAUCACUGUUGUUGCUCCUGUAAAGGAGACUAACAACAGUCCACCCAGACACAUUUCCAACACCUCAAAGCGUGACGUACAUAAAAGUGCCAACCCUUGUGGAAAAACCCAAAACGACGCCGGAAACGAUCAGAAGGAUAAGGACUUUGUCAAAAUAUGUGAUGCGUAUGAUAGAAAAUAUUUCAACCUAAUUUUUUUAAAAAGAAAAUGUUACCAUGUGGAGAAGUUAACUCUCUCUCCCAAAUUGAGGGACCUACUUCAGUUGGAGAAGAGUCCUCCAUUGGCUGAGGUUCUGGGGCACCUGGAAUUGCUCUGUAGGAGUUGCAAAAAUACGUGUUUUCAGAAUGUGUCCAAGGUGUACGAUGAUAUAUAUGACCAUUUGGAGAAGUACAUUGUUCGGCACAAGUCGAGGGGAGGAGUAGUCUACUCCGGUGAUGCAGCAGCGGGGGGGGUGGGUGACUCCCCGGCACAAAGCGAAUUUGGCAUGCUAGCCCAUUUUGUCCAAAGAAAUAAGUUCAUUUACAUAAAGAACAAACUAUGGAGGGCGAAGGACGUUUUCUCCAUUAAGCAUACCGUCCCCUUCAACCUCUUCCUGUGUGAACUACCCAAACUGUACCGAAUGAAGUACCCCAAUUUGAUCGAACUGAGUUGCGUGCAGGGAAGUCUGAAGCAUUCCAAUGUGGUUAGCAUCUUGGACAAAAUUAUUUCCAAACUGAAGGGAAAAUCGGUUCCCCCAGAUGAGCAAGACACCCAUUUGAACGAGAAAACAAAUGAAUCUGAGGGAGAAAAAGAACAAAAGUUGUACCUAUCAGGGCUUUUAAAAAUAUCAUACAUCAACACAUUGAACAUAAUUGAUGUGUCAGUUUGUGAUUGUGUACCCCUGUGUACAAAGGGAACAAAGGAAAAGUUACAGACGGUGGAGAAUGAAAAGGGUAGAAUUUUGGAAAAACUGAACCAAGUGGAUAAGAAGACAAAGCUUCAGUUGAAAUGUCCCUGCUUCGAUGGCAUGUACCUUCCAAAUAGCAAUUACCUUUUAGUGAAGAAGGAAAAGUUAACCUAUGUUAGUAGCCCCCUACUGUAUAAUAACCACUCACACAAAGGUAACGUCGUGCAUAGGGAUGUGAAGGAAAACAUCAUUGACUUGUUAAAUGUUCCAAAGAGGGGUGAAAAGGAAAAUGCCGAACUGAAUAGAGGAGUGCAGAAAAAUCACAAAAAGGUUUCCAACCAAGGGGAUCAGAAUAGUAUGAAAAAAGGGCCCAUAAAAAGUCUCCCAUUGGGGGAAAACAAAACAGUGAAGAGUACGCUUCCGGCGAGCACCAUAACCAAGGGUAAAAAAAUCCAAGUGGGAAAAAAUUCACAAAAUGCUAUAAACAGCCAGGAGACAAGUAAAAAAAAAAUAACGUCCUGCCCAAUCCAACAGAAGAAAAAGGAACAACGGAAGAGAGAAAUAAAAAAAGAAAAAGCACCCACUGUUAAGAGAGAACCCAAAUUGUUACCUCCACAAAAUGGAACUGUGGUAAGUACAAAUGGGAACGGGAAAAAAGAGCUCCAGAAGGGGAACCAACUCAAUGAUAAUAUCCUAUUUAGGGAAAUAAAAAACUUAAUAUACUUUCUAGACGACAUAGGAUGCAUGGACAUAAAAUUGAUUUCAGAUAAGAGAAGUUUCAGCUCGGACACACUUCCUAAAAUAUUUCUCAAAAGAACUUGCUUAUGUCUGUACAUACAGGUCAAGAAAGAACAAUAUGAGAAUCUUCUAAUCACAAAUGACGAACUGAAUUCCUUUGCCAAUGCUCACAAUGUAGUGCGCAACAAGGAAUAUCUCAAUGCAGAUACGAACAACUUGGAGUCAUUAAAAUCGUGCAACGACUUGAUUUGCGCCUACCUUUUUGAGAACCUUUCCGGAGUCCUCGAUUAUUUACUAAUUCGAAAUGGGAGCUGCAUCUCGGAGUGGUGUUUACGGCAAAGCGAUGAGAUGGCUAACAGUGUGCGCACCGAGGAGGGGAUCAAUAAGGAGUGCAGCCAUGAGCAGAGUUGCGAUAAUCCAGAUGAGCUGAAUAGCAGAGUGAAUGAAGUACCGAACGUGUGUCAACCACAAGCGGAAUUUUCGAAUGGGAAAAAAUCUCCGGAUCGUGGGGAUCAAGGAAGUUCCCUCCUUAAUGACGGUGAAAGCCGUGGGAGAAACACGAUGUGUGUGCCCCCAAAUGUAGACGCACCAUCACAGAGUCACAAAAGGGUCUUAUACAAGAAAAACCACAUUCUCAGCAAAAAGGAUGAAGAACUGGCCAAAAAUAUUUUUUUUCAUAACUACUUUCGACUCGAUGAAAAGAACAAAUGGGAAGAAAAUAGCUACCUGCGCAAACAGUGCAAAGUGGGAAGUGUGAACAGAAAAAAGGAGGGGGUACCCCUGCCGGGAGAGAAAAAAUAUUAUGUGCGACGGACAACCGGAGUGGGAAGCGGCGAAUAUCCACUAGGAGCAAUUUCUAUCAGCGACAUAGAACAUGAUCGUAUAGAGCCCACAGAAAUGAAGACAACAUAUUCAAAUGUGGGGGAAAAUCAAAUCAUAUGCAUUCGCUUGUACAAUAAACAAAAGCUGUCAACAUUGAAGAUGAUUGAAAGGGUCUUUUUGGAGUGCAAAAAAUAUAGUGAGAAGUUUUUUUUCUUCUCAAAAAAUCUUUUAAAAUUGGAUAUAAUAAAAAUAAAUGAAAAAGGAGGGCGGGCUGAAAAUGCCACAAGCUUAGGGAUCUGCAUGUCUGACUAUCACUUCCAUCUGCGGGAAAAAUUUUACAACGCCUCGAAGAAGAACAAGCAAUUACACACUUCAGGGAAGAAUAAAGAAGAACAAUUAUCCUCAGACGAAACGAAUUGCAACAAUUUGGAAAUAUUUCUUCAGUGCCAAAUAUACAACGGACGUAAAUCGAGCAGAUGGAUCAUAGGACUAUUGCACGACGUCCGCAUAGCCAUUUGCUUUGAGCACUAUCAGAUUUUUCGCAAACAUUUUCUGUUCCAAAAUUUUCACAUCGUUUCAAAUAUAGACAACCUACCUAUGCAUAUAUGUUGCAAUUUAUUUGACAAUAAUAUCUGCAAUUUGAAAAAACUGAAAAAUGUGGAGAACCUGCAGGGGGUGGUAAAGAGGAUCUCCAUUUUGUAUGAACACUUUUUGAAGCUGGCCCACAGAAAUGCAGUGAAGAAAUUGUUGAAGCACGAUUCGAGUAAGGUGCUGUACAAAUGUAAGGGGAAAUGGGUUAAAAGGAAGAUUCCGGAGAGGCACCCUGUGAGCGGGGCGGGUGGUAUAAGUGCCCCGGGGAGCACAGGUACGGGGAGCAGAAGCCUUGGCAGCGCCGACCUCAGCAGCAUAACAAGCAUGGAUAGCAUGAAUAACAUGACCAGCAUGAACAGCGUACACACCAUGCACAGUGGGAAGGUGAGCAACAUGGUGAGCGCCUGCCGAACGGACCACUCCAAUGGUGCAAACACGAGCAACACCCCGAAGGAGGCAAACGAUAGCGUAACCCUAGACUACAUAUACAAAGUAGACAAAAGGGACAUCAAAAAUUUCAGCGAAAUAUAUCAAAUUUUUAAGACCAAGUAUCUUAAUUUUAUUCCCAAAAAAAACGACAAGAAUGACUUGUUCUGUUCAGUUGUUAAAAAUGUUUUUUUAAAUUGCCCAGAACUUCAAAUUUUGCCUUGCUUAAAGAAGAAGGAAAAAAUUUACGCCCUGUACUGGUCUAGGAUGUACGGCUGUGUCAAUAUCUAUCCCUUCUGCAAAUACUUGAACCAGAUUACCUUCUUCCUUUUGGAUUUGGGUCUCACCGUUCUGCUUCCCUACUACGAAAUUGACAACAUUGUUCAUAUGCACAAAAUGGUUAGCUCUAUGAGGGAGGCCAGCACGCACAUGGGUUCGGAGACAAAGCCCGUCAACACAGGAUGUGGUGGGGAUGACCAUUCCACAUACAUGAGGGAGAAGCCGGACGAUCAAGAUGCCCUCAGAAUAGGGACUCAUGGCGGGAACAUACAAGAACAAGUUCUCAAUAUAACACCAGUUUACCUAAGAAAUAGAAUCAAAAAAUAUAUGCCCAUUUACCUCAAUUUUGUAAAGGAAUGUCUAAGUGAUAAGAACUUUUCCACGGUGAUAUAUUUUCUGGAUUAUAUUUUCUCCGAUUUCAAGAAGCAUGAAUUGUAUGACACGUUGGUGAAGGACAUGAAAUGCAUACCUCUUUUGGUCAUCCUGAAUUAUGACACAUCGUAUUUGAAGAUGAAGUUGGAAGGAUUCUUACCUUCUGGGGGGAUGUACACUGGGGACAGCGCCUCAAUCGCUGCUGCGAAGGAAAAGUUAACGGGGGAGGAAAGGGAAGGAAACUCCUGUGGGAGUAACGAAGAGGAGACAUUUAAGACCAAGUGCGAUGAGGGAGAUAUGGACGGACGCUUUUCUCACGAUGGAAAUGUUGAUCUAAUUGGAGAAGAUCACAAUGACGAUGCUAAAACGCUCGAGUGUGGAGAAAGCGCUGGGUACUCCUUUCCUAAACAGGAUGAUCAUUGGAAAGGGGAAACAAAUCAUGUCAUGCCCAUAUGCACACAUAACCUACUCAAAAUUAAGAACAGCAACUUUGACACGGAGGAAUUUUUCAAUUACAAUUUCAUUCAGCUCAUUAAGUAUGACGAAAAUGAAAAAAUUUACACGUCAAAGUAUUUUUAUUUAUUUGAUUUAGACAGAGUGAUGUUUAUAAACGUCCAUUUUUAUUCCUCGUCAAUUUUGUCUCUCCUUCUGGAGACCCAAAUUGUGGCCAAUUUGAGUUUUAGUAAUUUGUUCCAGGUGCUGAAGCAUAAUUUGUACCCAUCCAUUUUUCAUCCUUGCUCUCCGCUCGAUGGAAAUGGAGGCAGUAAUGAUGGACUUGAUAGUGAGAAAGGCGAUGCUUUGGUGUACGUGAGCGUGGAGGGGGAGCAAGCACACCCACGUCAGCAUACACAAUGCCAUCUGAGGGGAGAAAAAAACCAACGCCCCAAGAACGCUGACCUAUAUAACUGCAUAAAAAUCUCCUACGACGCAAAUGUCAUAAUGUAUAGUAGACUCCUCCUCGACAUGAUAAGCGAGCUGUGCAGUGAACAGCCUUACAACAGCGUCCUGCACACGCUGAACAAUUUCCGCCUGCUCAUCACAUUUGACAAGGAAGCACAAAAUGCAGAGAAAGCUUAUAUGUAUGUGCACAGCUGGAACGAUAUAAAAAAUAUCCUUAGCUUUAACUUCGGAGACCCCCGCAUGGAAGCAACUUUAUAUUUAUUGGGCUACAAAAAAAUGCACCCCACCAUGUCAGACAAUUGCAUCUUUAGACAGUACUUAAUAAAUAAUUAUGAGGAUGUUAUGUUGUCCUUAUAUCGAAAUGGGGACUACCUGAAUUGGUCAGCACUUAAUAUGGAGGACAUGGAUUUUCUCCUGCUUGCUUUUCUUUCGACCAUCAAAUUUAAUAGUAAUAAUAUUUUUUAUUUUAAAGCCUUGCCCAUUUUUUAUUCUUUAAAUUGUUUUGCAUACAUCAAUUUGGCAAACAGAAAUAGGAGGUACAUUGUGGUGUGUACGAAGAAUUUGCAGUUGUUCUCGCGUGUACUAUCUCAACUGUGUAUGGGUAGUAGCACCAGCGAGGGGGGGACUGACAUGGGAAAGAGCAUCGAGGAACCGAACAUCAGUAGGGGAAGUAGAGGAAGUAGCACAAUUGAGGGGGAUAGUACUAAUUGCGCAAAUGGAGUAACAAUGACGGAUUUGCGAGAAGGUAAUAAGGAUGAAGGGAUUGCUGUGCAAAGUGGCGCUGAUCAGGGGGACAUCCUUUCGGAGGGCUCACCCCUGAAGGCAAGUACAACAGGGGACCAUUUCUCAACAACGAUCAGCAACGAAACAAGCACACCGAUUAAGUAUACUUUUCUGCACCACUCCAACGUAAGUGUUAAGUACUGGAAACACAUCAACAUCGAAUGCUGGUGCGGGUAUGACAUCAUCGCUAAUUUUUUGUUACAAGUGAUACAAGAUUGCAGUGAUGAGAAUCUCUUUCACUACAUUGUGCUUUUUAUCUACAAGGAGUAUGAAGACAUGCUGGAAAAAAAAAACGAUCAAACAAAAAUUAGGACGGAAAAAUAUUCUGGUAAUAUCCCUAAUGUGUGUGACGCAAAUGAAGUGGAUGGUUUAGAGAAUCACUACGGGGAAUUCCUGAUGAACAUUUGUGGAGGGAUGAAAGAAGUGCGAUUGAAGUUUAGAGGACAUGUGCAAAUAGCUCAACUUUACAACGCUAACAGUGACUUGUUUAGGGAGUUUAUAAAUGACAACAAAUUGUUCCAUUUUGUGCAUUUGACUAAUUUAAAAUAUGAAAAGGAGUUUCUGGAAAAAUUAAAUUUUCAUUUGAACCCUAGCAUGACAGAGUUAAAUAACUUCCUUUACAUUUUAAUUAGUGUUGUAAAGAAAACAGCUAGCGAAGGCGCUUCGGCUGUGAUGCCCCUGGAAGACAUUUUUCACGAUAUCUGUGUUGAUAAUAGUAGGUAUGACACAAAAUUUGAUGAGGAUAAUUUGCAUAACAAAAUGCACUCCUUGCUUCAAUACGCAGAGGACAAUUUCGAGAUGCUGCUUAAAAAGAGGGACGAUAAUUUUGCCUAUUUAAUGGGAUCCCUAAUGGAGCUGUUACUGAAUAGCAAGCGAUUUGCAUCGACGGCAGGUGCGUAUAAAACGCUGGAAGGUUAUUUCGUGCAAAAGGGCAAAGCGAGAAUGGGGUACUCGAUAGAGGGGACACGCGACAGGGGGAAGGGCACCAUCGGGGAGGGACAGGAUGGAGAGAGACACAAGGAGGACGCGGAAGGAGAGGUGGAACAACCAGUUGAACCAGUGGUUGGAUCACAUGUAGAAAAUUGCGUCGAAUCAACAGUGGUAGAACAAAUUUGUACCGUGGAGAAUCAGUGCGAUGGCGAGCUGAAUGAACAGGAGGAGGAACCUUACAAGCGAAGUAACGAAAGGGAGACGCGGGAAGAAGCGGGAACUGUCCACACUAAUGUACCAAAAGUGAGCUCCCAACUUACUAAGAGCAAAACCCUAUGA
This is a messenger RNA of Plasmodium fragile, 9492 nucleotides long. RefSeq lists its product as uncharacterized. The record is from RefSeq and is a predicted model, not a curated record. The transcript has a single exon. NCBI's taxonomy places the organism in Eukaryota, Apicomplexa, Aconoidasida, Haemosporida, Plasmodiidae. The coding region runs from base 1 to 9492 and encodes 3163 amino acids.